GAAAUUUGGAGCUGUGAGGGGCGAAACGUCACAGGGGUAAAACAUUGCAACUUAAUAACAGUCCUUUAAAGUUAUCAGCAUACAAAUAACUGUAACAAAGUUAACCGCACAGCAGACGGUCAGCGUAACUUCGACCUGCUCGGGAUCACACUGGAAGUUGGUCAGCGGAGGUUAGCCGACCAGUGAGCCGGCGUGCAGCCGCAGCAUGUCGGUGCACUUCGAGGAGAGGAGCGGUGUCGUCCCUUGCAAGACACCGUGGGGCUCCUGGUACCAGACCAUGGAGGAGGUCUUCAUCGAAGUCAACGUGCCUCACGGGACGACUGCCAGAGAGGUCAAGUGUCAGCUGGGGUCCAGAGACAUCGAGCUGUUGGUCAAAGGAAAGGAAAUAUUUAAGGGAAAGUUGUUUGGCACAACUGUGUCAGAUGAGGCCACGUGGACACUAGAGGAUAAAUGUCUCAUCCGGAUCAUUCUGAUGAAGACCAACAGAGAAGCAGGGAACUGCUGGUCCUCGCUGCUGGAGGGGGAGUAUUGUGCGAAUGCCUGGGUCCAGGACCAGAUGCAGAGAAAGCUCACUCUGGAGAGGUUUCAGAGAGAGAAUCCUGGAUUUGACUUCAGCGGCGCAGAGAUCUCUGGGAAUUUUGCAGGCGGUGGUCCAGACUUUUCCAGUUUACAGAAGUGACCCUUACCAUGAUGUUAGUAUAUGCUGGAGGAGUUACUGCUGCCCAUCAUCCACAAUGUGCAGGACAGCAGUGGCUGUAUCAGGUCUUCUGUGACAAGUAUUUGCCUUGAAAAUAACUGAAACACUGGCUGUCACAUCAUCUGUCUCAGCCACAAAGGACUAACUUUGUGCAAACCAGAUGUGGGAAGGCUCAACUUAGGAAGUUGAGAACACUGGUUAUGAAAAUUCUGAUGUGUGUUUUAAUAAAAAAGAAAAAUACACUCAGCAUUAGCUUUUCAAUAAAGUUUUAUUGAAAGGUACAAAUACAUAGGUUAAUCAGAUGGUGUAUUCAGUCAGUCCCUUUGAAUUUGAGACCACAUUUUGGGAUUUUUUUUUUUCACUAAAAUGAGGACUAAACAGGGAAACUGGCACAGAAAAUGCAAUAAAUUCCAACCUACAUUUCCACUGCAA
This is a messenger RNA of Archocentrus centrarchus (flier cichlid), 1129 nucleotides long. It is a transcript of the gene nudcd2, whose product is annotated as NudC domain containing 2. The transcript has 4 exons. Bases 206 to 679 code for a protein of 157 amino acids. Gene Ontology annotation, cellular component: cytoplasm. Gene Ontology annotation, biological process: protein folding. The record is from RefSeq and is a predicted model, not a curated record. Lineage: Eukaryota; Metazoa; Chordata; Actinopteri; Cichliformes; Cichlidae.